Messenger RNA from Haliotis rubra (blacklip abalone), 6428 nucleotides. Its product is annotated as guanine nucleotide-binding protein G(o) subunit alpha. Gene Ontology annotation, cellular component: heterotrimeric G-protein complex. The coding region runs from base 626 to 1690 and encodes 354 amino acids. Gene Ontology annotation, biological process: adenylate cyclase-modulating G protein-coupled receptor signaling pathway. Lineage: Eukaryota; Metazoa; Mollusca; Gastropoda; Lepetellida; Haliotidae. The transcript is spliced from 8 exons. The record is from RefSeq and is a predicted model, not a curated record. Gene Ontology annotation, molecular function: G protein-coupled receptor binding; GTPase activity; G-protein beta/gamma-subunit complex binding.
AAUAAUAUCCAGGCAGCCCGUGCUUGCUAUGACGUCACUCUGUGACCCCACGUUGGCGAUCUAUUAGGACAACGUAGCAGAGAAGAGUUCGAUCUACCGACACCAGGGCUCGCCAGCGCUAGCCGGCAUAUUAAACAUUGCCUUUGUUCCCGUGACUAGCUCGGGCCUCCAACAAACCACGCACCGUUCUCGGGAACUACGCCAGAAAGAAGGGGGAUGGUUGUUCGAUGCCUUCUGCCAAAUAUUGGUAUUUGAGUGUUCCAUGUCUUGUAGCAACACGAGAACAUUGCUUCGGUGUGAGAGAAGCGACGCGAGUUGGGGACUGGGUGUAUUGGCAAAUUGAGAAUCAUUAGCGAGCGAGCGAGUUGCUGCAUCUCGCCAAGCAGCACACAGUUGUGGAACAGAGGCCUCUUUUUAUGCAGAGACGGAGUCCUACCGGAUAGCCUCAGCUAGGAUAUAUAUUGUAGCUAUUUUUCUUUAACAAGUCGAGGCUGUAGAAGGGCCGCUCUAGCUUUACAAGACGGCAGCGUCGGUGACAGCGGUGUGUGUUGGUCGGCAGUAUUGGCGCGACAAGUAUACAGCAACGAGCCGCGUACAGUGAGUUGGACCUAGCAUCGCCACCAAGAUGGGUUGUACCAUGAGCGCAGAAGAACGACAGGCGUUGGAGCGAAGUAAGGCCAUUGAGAAAAAUCUCAAAGAGGAUGGUAUCCAAGCUGCCAAGGAUAUAAAACUGUUGCUUUUAGGUGCGGGAGAAUCGGGCAAAAGCACAAUUGUCAAACAAAUGAAAAUUAUUCAUGAGGGAGGUUUUACGAGCGAAGACAACAAACAGUACAAGCCAGUUGUCUACAGCAAUACAAUACAGUCCCUAGUCGCCAUCAUCAGAGCUAUGGGCACGCUCAACAUAGCUUUUGGGGAUAACGAAAGGGAGUCUGAUGCCAAAAUGGUGUUGGAUGUUAUCGCCCGCAUGGAGGAUACAGAACCAUUCUCUGAGGAUUUACUGGCUGCCAUGAAGCGCCUGUGGACAGAUACUGGAGUGCAGGAGUGCUUUGCUAGAUCUAAUGAAUAUCAGCUGAACGAUUCAGCCAAAUACUUUUUAGAUGACUUAGAUCGUUUAGGGGCAAAGGAUUACAUGCCAACUGAGCAGGAUAUCCUGAGGACAAGAGUGAAGACAACUGGUAUUGUAGAAGUGCACUUCUCCUUUAAGAAUUUAAAUUUCAAGUUAUUUGACGUUGGAGGGCAGAGAUCAGAAAGAAAGAAAUGGAUUCACUGUUUUGAAGAUGUCACUGCCAUUAUAUUUUGUGUAGCCAUGAGCGAAUACGAUCAAGUGUUACAUGAAGAUGAAACAACUAACCGCAUGCAAGAGAGCUUGAAGUUGUUCGAUUCCAUCUGCAACAAUAAAUGGUUCACUGAUACAUCCAUCAUUCUCUUCCUCAACAAGAAAGAUUUGUUUGAAGAGAAAAUCAGAAAAUCUCCGCUAACGAUAUGUUUCCAAGAGUAUACAGGCAAGCAAACAUAUGAAGAGGCAGCUGCCUACAUCCAGGCUCAGUUUGAGGCUAAGAACAAGAGCUCCACCAAGGAAAUCUACUGCCACCAAACCUGUGCCACGGAUACCAACAAUAUUCAGUUUGUGUUUGAUGCCGUCACGGAUGUAAUCAUCGCAAACAAUCUGCGUGGCUGUGGAUUGUACUAAUAUGGCGGAACAUGGCGGACGAGAAGAGGCUUAAGGUGGCUGGACCGUUCACCGACCGCCAGACGGACGGAUGGAUGGGCGGGCGGGCGAGCGGGGCGUGCAUGUGUCUGUGUCAAUUGUGUCGCUGUCUGUUUCUGACUCCUCUUCACGGGACCUGCAUUUUAUGGAUCUCGGGACUACAACAAACCAAGUCCUGUUUAUGAAAUAUUGUGUGCAAUUUCAGUGUUGAGCUGCAGCAGACGUGUGUCUCACGUCUGUCAGCUGUGAAGAGCUCACUGCUCAUGUGCAGACAUACACGUUGCUAUGGUGACGUAGUGGUGUGAACACUAGCCAAAAGGACUAAGAUUUUAAAGUAUGGGCUAUGUGAUCAGCAGAGGCCACACUGUAAUAUUAAAAAGAGCUCAACAAAGAAGAUGAUUUCUCUUGCUUGGUCUUCACUGGACGUUAUCCUCUACCACAACCGUAGGAGGAAGUUUGCCGGCCCUCGACGGCCAUUGUGUCUCUGUUGUGAAUCAACAGAAGUAGUGGCCAGCUUGUGUCUUACAAAGGAGCUAAGAGAAGACAACUCUGGUUACACUUUCACAUGUAUGUAUGUAUGUGUGUGCGUAUUGCAACAGAACCGAGGUCUUGUUUAGCUACGCUUCACGCUUAUUCGCUGGCCCACUUGCAUAGGUUUCCUCAGUUGCUGAAACUGAGUGGACCAACAAGCACACUAGAAGCUGGCAAGCCUGUAUCAACAUUAGUAUAUAGAGAGCAUUACUGACAAUACUGUUUCCCAGUGGCUUCAACAUAUGCCUAGAUUUUGCUUGAUGCUACUGAAUGGAUAGGAGAACAGUGCCACUCAGUCAGUUUUCUCAUUGAAGCAGGGGCCUGUUGGGACAUGCACUGUACUUUAUGUCCCAAGCCGAUCAGUGUUGCCGUGUAACGUGUAAGCCCCUCCCAUCAAGGGAUUCACAGCCUCGGCCUCGUCUUGUGUUGAAUGCAAGUUGAGUUGGUUCUUCUGUCUUGUUGCUGAGUAUGUGAGUAGUCUCUGAUGCUUGUCCCGGUACGACGGAACUGGACUCAGUUCGUUUGUCCUGCCGAGUCUUUUUAUGGCCAUUGUGGUAAUGGCCCAACUGGGCAGUGCCCGGCUAUAUGUACGACGCGCUUGCGCACAUGUACGACAAAUCCUCUCCCACUGUGUGGAUGGGUGUUUGCUCACCCAGAUAUAUUUAUUUGAUUGGUUAGUCUUUACAAGAGGCAGGUGUAUGCAAAUUCAAAUCUGACUGGGAUUUUGUUUCAGUGGCGGAGAAAAGUAAUUACUCUUAAGAAUAGACAUGGAAAUUAUUUGUAAAAUUAGUCCAGUAAAUUACAAGCCUCAGGCCUUUUCCAUUAAUGGCAGCUUAUAUUUGUGUAGGAAUCUAUGUCAAUCAGAAAUUGAUUUUUUUUAAAAUACAUAAUUGCUCAAGAGUUUCAGAAUUGAAAUUUGAACAAAAUUCACUUUCUCCUGUGAUUUCCUACCAGUUGUUUUAGAUCUCAUUACAGCAGCAUGCAAAUGUCUCGCGAACAAAAUGACUAUUUUACAAUCUUACAUAAUUGCUCAUCUUGUUUUUAUUUUUUUUUAAUAUCCGGGCAAAGUGCAAAUAUUUCUCUUUGACUAGUCAGAGCAUAAUGAAUGACGAGUCAGGAAUGCUAUAUAUUUAUUUAUCUGGCAUACACACUUCAUCUUACUUUGAAAAGUAAAUAUAUUCAAGGCCUAAUUAUUCUGAAUGCUGAAUAAGGAUAAGGCAUUGAGAACAGAAUCUCUUAGUAAACUUUAUUGAAAUAAAAGACUGAAAAUAUCUAUUUUCUAAAAUUCUCAUAUUGAAUAAAUGGAAAUUAGGUCUUUAAGCAUAACACAAAUUUUGUCUGUGUCAAAACACAAAGAUUUAUUGCAAAAUAUUCUUGAUAUUUUUCAGAUUCUAUUUUCAUGCACCAAGAGAAUCCCUUGAAUGCCAAAAUUACUGAGCAUCAUUUUGCAUGGGGGUGAGAAAAAAGGGGUUUGGUGGCUGAUUUCUCAAUAAUAUCUUGUAGAUUGGGGAGAAUUUCAGGGUUUUAGCAAACCUGAAAUAGAAACUAUAGACUGUCAUUUUAAGUUGAAGUCUUGUGUGUGUGUGAAUGAUUUCCAGACAUCUCAUAAUGUGUGAUGUUUAUAUGAAUAUCCUGUAAUAGCCCAGAUCAUCAUGCCUCACUCACUUGGUAUCUUGUUCAUCUGCAGUGCAAGUCUAUGAGGAAUGAAGUUCUGGGCUAAUAUUGUGUACACCCUUGCUUUGUUUUCACUGUCGUCAGUUCAGGGAACUUUCUGUGAUUUUUGCACAAGGCUGACGUCUGCUUGUGCUAGCAGACGCCACGAUUAUUCCAAUCCACUGAAAGGCAUACGGAGAGGAGAUGUUGGCAUAUGACCUUAGCGGCUGAACUCGUUGUCAGCUGUGUCGAGUAUAUCGGUUUGUGUAUUAUACGUAGAUAGUGACACGUUCUUACUGAUUAUGCCCUUCCAUGUUAAGAGACCAUCAUUUUGAGCUCAAAAACAAAUAUUUUCCCCUAAAGUGGUGUUUUUGUAGGGGAUCUAGCUUUAUAGUCGUGAAAUUGGCUUUUGUCAGUGCUUUUAGCUGGAACAUUUAAUGAGCUCCUGUUGAUUAUAUUGAUAAUCUUGUACAGAAUAAACCAUGAGCUUGCUUUAUUCUGUCACAAGAUCCAUGUGUUCACCUUGUGUAUGGCCUCUUCUUGGGUUUUUAAGGGGUCAACUGUCUAUCUGUUGGCUAUGGCCUAUUUCAAAUUUUCAUUUUAGAUAUUGUUGAACUGAUGAUGAAAAUUGUGUAGAGUGUUUGGGAAUCAGUUCGUUUGUUUCAUUGCGCAGACAAUGAGCAAUGAAUUCUGUAGAACGUCACAAUUUUCGAAAUAGGCUAUUGACAACGUUACGCAGUUUAACUCAAGGCUUGACUAUACGCAAGUGUGUUAUAUUACAAAAUAAUUUCUUCGCUGUCUUGUGCCAGAGAUGUUGUCUGGCUUGGACAAAUUGAUAUAUGGAAAUUAUUUUGUUCAGGAAAUUGUAAGUUACUUAUUAUAUGAGUGUAUUACAGUGAUGAUGAAAUAUGUAUAAACCAUGACGACGCAUCAUGCACGUCUGUUUAAAUCGUACUGUAUGCCUAUGACGCAAGUUGUAAAGGUGAUUUUUUGCACAUUAAUGUACAUUACUGUAUUCGUAAUAACUGUGUUCUGUACUAGUUGAAUGAGCAUUGCAUGUAUCUGCAUCAGUAAACAUUGUGAUCACAAUUCAACUUGUUCCAUGUUGUGUGACAUGUAAUUCAUCUUUCCACAUGUAGCCAGGCGAAGAACACUGGCGGACAUGUGCAUUAAUUCAUUGAAUGUGAAAAUUAACCCAUGUGUUUAAAGGGAAGUGCUAAGCAGGUAAAAAUGGCACCUGACAUAAAAAAGCGUUGGUUUUCCUGUUGAGACGAGGCCUAUUUUUCUGACACAUUUCAUUGGAAUAUUUUGAAGUAAAAUUAGUUGUGGGGGGAACAGCGUGUUCUCCCUUGCUGUAGGAUAUAACGUUAUCAUUACAACUGUCUACAGAUUGUUUUGAUAAUUGUUCCAUCCUGUUGACCUGCUAAGUAGCGUGUUUUAAAGACUCAGUUACGAUCGAUCGUGCUACGUACCACUGGCUGGUACCCCCUUAUCAUGUAAUAAUAUGGGGCAGUCUGCCUCGUCAUUUUAUUAUAAAUGUGUCAUUUUCACUAUCUUCCUGGCCUGCUUGCUUAUUUCCUCGCUAGGUCUGUUCACAUGUCGGUGGACAGAAUUGGGAGGGAGGGUCCUAAUCUUAGCUAUGGGAAUUGUGGGAUGGGAGGGAAGGUUUGGGGGGGAAUCUUAGUGAAAUUGUGCUGAGAAUUUGUAUUCAUAUGCUGUUAACCCUUGGUGUGCUACUGAUCUGACUUUCCUGGAGCUUUGAAAGAGAUGUUACUGUGCUUAGCACGUAAAGGGUUAAUGACCAUGCAUCUAGCCUAGUACAUGUAAUUGGGAUGAGCAAGCCUCUGUCAAGAGGACAGAACUCAUACAUCCCUACUCUUUCAGUUUAUUUAUUUAUUAUUUAUUUAUUUCAGUGUUAUGAAGACGAUCAUUUGCAUGAGUGUAUAACUUUGAACUAAGAAGAUGGUUGUUAUGGUCCAUAUAUUAUAUGUGUAAAGCCAACGAUUUUAAUGUUCAAUUGUACUGAUUUCUGACUUUGCCAUCAAUCAGCAAGGCUACGGUAAGGCUCAGACUGGAACUGGUGCAGAUUCAGCUAGUCUGAGACUGUCCAUUGUAACAUCUAAUCUUCCUGCAUUGAAAACAUUUCAAAAUUGUUUACAAGGGGUCAAUUUUAGGUCUAUUUAUUCAUGUUUCUGUAGGUUGAUUUUGGCACUUUCGUUCUGGCUGCCUGCAUAGUUCCAGUUAGAAAACCUUACUAAGGUCAAUAACCUUGACCUCUUAAACAGGGUCAGGAUGUCCCUUUUUGUACAUCAUAGGAACUGCUGUCAAGUGUUAACUGCAAUUUAAAAUUUCAAUAUUUGAAUUCCACGGUGAGAGGUUAAGAUCACAUAGUAUAUGUCCUUUUAAUCAGUGGCUGUCAAUGGCCUACCACUGAGUAUUCGGCAGAUGUAUAGUAACCGUAGAGAACUUGCAACAAACGAUGUCAAUGUGUUAUUGUCUAUCUUCAAUCAACCUGAAAUAAAAACUUAGAAUUUUA